Messenger RNA from Ilex paraguariensis (yerba mate), 600 nucleotides. NCBI's taxonomy places the organism in Eukaryota, Viridiplantae, Streptophyta, Magnoliopsida, Aquifoliales, Aquifoliaceae. The record is from the annotation of a GenBank genome assembly.
AUCAGAGUCCAGAAUUCGUUCUCAUUAACAAGGAACCAGAGCCUGAUCCUGAAGAUCCGUCGAAGCUCAUAUAUACUGAAGAUCCAGUCAUCCUACACACGCCAACUGGACGAAAUAAUCAAUUAUGUUGACGAUGAAGAAUAUGGCGUGCGCUUAUUUUGGCAACCACCUCUGAAUGAUGGGGACGAUGUGGACCCAGAAAAGGUUCAGUUCCUACCCCUGGGAUUUGAUGAAUUCUAUGGAAGAGAUGUGAGCAUGAAGAAGGAAAACAUAUUGAUGCGCCUUGUAACUGCAGUGGAAAAUGCAUGCAAGCCAAUGUUUGACAAACUCGAGAAAUGGACCGAGGAGAAGAAGAAAGCUGGUGAGAUGAAGAUGGAGCUAUUGGAAAAGGAGAUUGAAUUAGUGGAAGCUGAACUAUGUCUGAAAGAGGCCAUCGAAGAUAUGGAUGAGGAGCUGAAGAGAAUGCAGAAAGAGGAGGAGAAGAAAGUGGAAAAGGGCUUGCAGGAUGAAGAAGAUAUUAUAUUUCCUGAACCAGAUAACCAGUUUGAAAAAACUGAAGCUGAUGAGGAGGAAGAUGAGGGAGGAGGAAGAGGAGGAUAA